This is a messenger RNA of Acanthochromis polyacanthus (spiny chromis), 5652 nucleotides long. Its product is annotated as rho GTPase-activating protein 6. Gene Ontology annotation, biological process: signal transduction. The record is from RefSeq and is a predicted model, not a curated record. Lineage: Eukaryota; Metazoa; Chordata; Actinopteri; Pomacentridae.
CAGCAGUAUGGGAAUGAUCAGCGUGCAGAGGAAGACUUGCGCCUUCUCCACUUUACGCAGCCAAAUGCACCACUUUCCGAGCUCUUCCAUCACCUCGUGCUCGGAGUUUCCCGUUAAUGGGGCGACACUGAACUCUUCUAAUUGCUGAGCAGCUUUUCAGAAAGACGUUUUGUGAGCAGCGCUGAUGUGAAAAACAAGGAGACAUGUCGGCUGCUCAAGGACUUCUCAACAGCGUCUUCUCCUGUUCAUCUCCUGCCUCCAAGGCCAUCACCAAACGGAGGCUACGCCAAACCCGCAGCCUGGACCCUGCUAUCAUCAGACAUUGCGGCACCGGGACCGAAGGAGUGAGUGGGUUUUCUGGAGAUGCAGGUGCGUCUCCGGAGCGCUUGGCUGUGAAGCCGGCUUUACGCACGAAGAUUCCGACCCUAAAGGAACCCAUCACUCCCUCCAUCUCCUCUCCUUCCAUCCCUCUGGAUGUUUCGCCAUCCUCCAACUUCCACUUUGACUAUGACAUAGUGAAGCGUGUCAAAAGGAAUACCGCCGGGGAUUUACCGUUUAUGGUGAGGGGAGCCGGCGCAGCGCCGUCCGGGAGCACCGGCACGCUCUUCUCUCCGCGGAGGUGGCUCCAGCGGAAAGUGCAGCCGUCCAGCUCUCACGCUUACGCCGUGUGGAAAUCAGAGGGUGAUUUCACCUGGAGCAGCCUGUCGGGGCGGAGCGUCCGUCUCAUGCCAGUUGCCAUCCAGAGCCUGUCAGAGCUGGAGAGGGCCAGGCUACAGGAAGUAGCCUUCACCCGUUUGCACCAAGACUACGACCUGGGAUGUCAGAUAACAAUGCCAAAAGAUGGACAGAAGAGGAAAAAGUCGCUGAGGAGGAAGUUGGACUCUCUAGCAAAAGAGAAGAGUAAAGACAAAGAAUGCGUACCCCAGGCCUUCAGCAUACCCCUCUCCCAGGUCAUCGCUAAUGACAGAACACACAGGCAGCGUCAGGAUGGUUAUCGUCAGGACCCUCCACAGCGGGAGGAGCACAAAGACCCCUCUGAUCUCGUCUCGUCCAUUUUGCAGUUUGCCACCAAGCGGCCGUCCAACAAGGAGUUAUCCAGCAGCAACUCCUCGCUCAGUUCCACAUCGGAAACAGCCAACGAGUCGACAUCACCGAACACCCCUGAAGCUGCACCGCGAGCCCGCAGGAGGGGAGGCAUGUCGGUGGACUCCAUCACGGACCUGGACGACAACCAGUCCCGUCUGCUCGAGGCGCUGCAACUCUCCCUGCCGGCUGAAACACCGAGCAAAAAGGAGAAGCACAGGGACAAAAGGCUGAGCCUCAAUCCCAUUUACCGUCAGGUGCCCCGGGUGGUCGACAGCUGCUGUCAGCACAUCGAGAAAUAUGGUUUGCAGACUGUGGGGAUCUUUAGAGUGGGCAGUUCCAAGAAAAGAGUCCGACAACUACGUGAGGAGUUUGAUCGAGGCAUCGACGUCCAGCUGGACGAGGAGCACAGCGUUCACGACGUGGCUGCUCUGCUGAAGGAGUUCCUCAGGGACAUGCCCGACCCUCUUCUCACCAAGGAGCUCUACACGGCCUUCAUUAACACCACAUUGUUGGACUCCGACGAGCAGCAAAGCGUCACUCAACUCCUGGUCUACCUGCUCCCAGCAUGCAACAGCGACACCUUUCAUCGCCUUUUGGAGUUCCUGUCCACCGUAGCUGACCAUGCCCAUGACCAGCAGGACAAAGACGGACAGGAGAUCACAGGUAACAAGAUGACGUCUCUAAACCUCGCCACCAUCUUCGGCCCCAACCUGCUCCACAAACAGAAGAGCUCCGACAAGGAAUUCAGUGUCCAGAGCUCGGCCAGAGCCGAGGAGAGCACUGCUGUCAUCGCCGUGCUGCAGAGGAUGAUCGCUAGCUACCAUGCACUCUUCAUGGUGCCUCCUGAUUUGCAAAAUGAGGUUUUGAUGAGCCUUUUGGAAACUGAUCCAGAUGUGGUGGACUACCUUCUGAGGAGAAAAGCCUCACAGAGUCCUGAUCUACUGCAAGCAGAGGAGACCUUCAACCUCAGCGAGCGACGAUCAUCUAGCGACUCAAACAAGGCAUCCAGUGGCGAAGUGUCUCCAUAUGACAACAACUCUCCGGUACUAAGUGAGAGGCGAGGAGACACAGGAAGCCCAGCUAGCGAACCGCUCUUCCAGGUCCCAGAACAGUACUCUGUGGUUGGGCAGGUGGCCGGAUGGAAUAGAGACCCUGGUGCCGACACCUGGGGCUCCAAAGAGGAGCAUGCUAACAUUUGGGGCACAUGGCACAGUACCCUGAAGCCAGCACUGAAGAGCCAAACAUAUACAGGUUCCCAUGGCAACAUGUCAGAAGGAAGCUCCCGCAGCUCACAGGAAGGUCUUGAUGGACUCCAUGGUGACGGCAGGCAGCAGACAACGGUACAACGGACUCAGACGGAGUGCAGACCCCAUCCGCCGGUCACCCGAGUGUGCACCAGCCCUCACGUGGAGUCAGGGCGGCCGCGCCUGCAGCUAAACAUCAACCCUUCCAUGACUGCACACUUCAACAGCAUGCAGGGCCUCCAGCGGGGGAACUCCAGACCUCAAAGUGGGGUGAACGCUGGCGAAGGCAGCCCUCCUCCGCCUUACAACGCCCACCAUCGACUGGCUAGCUCGCAGAGCUCGCCUCUGCUCGCGACGGCCCCGCAGCCCCUCCAGCACGGGAAGCCCAGUGCAACGCAGAGUAACUCCACGAUGGACGCCCAAAUGGUGCCACAGAGUCCAGAGUGGCAGGACUGGCAGAGGGACCGCUGGCAGAUCUGGCAACUGCUAUCGUCAGACAAUGCCGACACACUGCCAGAAACACUGGUGUGAUGUCUCAGCUCACCUAUCCAUCCGUGGAUCUCCCCCCAUCUUUCCAUGAACCUUCUGUGCUGUCCCCGCAUCUUUAAAAAUCGCCACGGCGUUCGUUGUUUACGUGUGCAGCUGCUGCCUCAUACAGACUUUUACAUCCAAGAGCCACUAGUAUUUCUUUGUUCUUUGUAUUUCUUUUUUGUACAGAUGUUUUAAAAUUUUUGCUUCUGUUCCUAUAUUGGCCCAUAUGUUUUCUUCAUAAUGGAGCAUUUUAAAAGAGAAAAAAUGCCCAGCAGAAAUACCUCAAAAAGUGAUCCUUUCAGAAUGUUUCUAGUCCGAGUUUAGUCUUCAUUUCUCAAUGGAGAAUGGUAGGAAAAAAACACUUUCAUGGCAUCUUUUUUUCACCAUACAGACACUAAGAUGUACGCGUUAGUAAUUGCUGCUAAAUGUGUUUUUGUAUGCAUACUAUUAAUGUAAUUCAGCCACGUCUUUCGAUGAAGAUCAAUUGUUGAAUUACUUUUCAAUGACGAUUACUUUUGACUGUAUAUAUCUGUGCAUACACAAAUUGUUGACAUACAUACAUAAACGAUAUAUGUAAAUUGAUAUGUAAAGUAUAUAAUUUGCCUAUAAGUAUCUACCUAAACCUAAGUCAACCCCUUAACUGGCAGUCUAGAUGUUGGUGUUUGUCAGACUGCUGCUUUUGUCUGUAAUAUUGAAUGUAAAAUGCUUCACUUCUGGCAAAAGCUUAAUUAUAAAGCAUUCGGCUGUAAGUUUGCUUCUACUUUAUGCGCUCUUGCCAUCUGCUGCAGUGCAGGAAUAUUGUGCCAAAUUUUUUUUGGUUUUGUUUUACUUUCAAAAUCUUUUUCACUCCAGGAUAUCUGUCGUAAAGUUGUGUAUAUUUCAUAGAGAACAUAAAACACAAGAGCUCGGACAUUGGUGGGUUUUUGUCGAUAAUUUCAGCACACUAGGUUCGAAAGACUGAAUUUCCAGUUGUUUUAAAAAACGAGAUGCUCAAGUAUAAAGAGCCCAUGUUAUGCUUUUUUGAUUUUUUUUUUCCAAUUCCCUUUACUGUGGCCAAAAUCGACACCAAAACGGAGCUAAUCUCAGAAAACACUGAUCCUUACCUGGCUGAAAUGCCUCAUUUAAAAUCCAGGGUUACUUAUCGAUGUCAUCAUGUAACAAGUUUGCAUAGCGACUAGUUUUGCAAACAAAAGAAACAUGAGCAGCUUUCUCGCAGCCCACCCAAAAUUUCUAAUUCGAGCUGACGUACAAUAUAUAACCCAAGUAAGCUUGCUUUUGUCGAACCAUCUGACCAAUCAGAGCAGGACGGGGCCUUAAAGAGACAGUAGCGUUUCAAACGAGGGCGAAAAGAGCUGCUGCAGCAACACAUGAGCAAAAAAGAUUAGUUUUUUGAACAUUAAUGAUCACAAACACUUUCCAGGAGACCAAAAACAUAAAAUUCGGAACUUGUCAAUUUACAUAAUAUGGGCUCUUUAAUUAAGAUGAAGCAUUAGUAGCCCACAGUGGUUAGUUUGUAUGCAUGCCAGAGUCAGUGUUAAGGCUGGAAAUGAGAUAUUUGGCAAAUAGUAUGUUCAAAUAAUUCUUAGUGAGAACAGUGUUGAAGUUUAUAUAGAAAAUCUGAUCUAUUUACUCACUUAAAACAUUCAAAAAGCCAAGAAUUAUUUGAAGGUGUUGAGAGAAAUUUCUACUAAAAGUAUCCAUGUUGCUAAUAUCACAACCGAAUCAAAAACUAUCAACGUCAGCUCUCACAUACAUUAGUAUGAAUGACUGAAUAUACCAGCUAAGUAUGAACCUGGGAGGCUUUAAUAAAUUUUCCCUAAAAGAUUCAUAGAAGUGUCACAAUCCAUUCGUGGUCCAACUGAGGUGAUAAAGAAAAAGAUAGUUUCCAUGUGUUUUUUUUCCCCCUCACUUCAAAGUCUCAGUGGCAUUGCUGAUACAGGUGGAAAUGUACGUUUUGAAUAUUUUAAUAAUCCCCACCCACGGCCAACCUGUCCACCUCCUUUCAAAUGUCACAGUUAAGUGGGUAUUUGCUGGCAAAUAUGUCACAUUUUCUUCAGCUAAGGUGUAAUAUUUGCUCGUGUAAAGAUACAAAACCGUUUCAGCAUUAAAUGUGGGGAAAAGAACGAAAUUUGACAACUUUUUUCUUUGAUUUACCACUUUGAGAAGUCAAUGGAAGACGAGGAGAGUUGUUUCAAAGGUUGUGGCGCCAUCUAGUGUCAGAUCAUGCACAAUGGAAUAUUUCUGCUUCCCACUGUUUCCAUGGAAAUCCAUCCAUCAUCCAUCAUCCAUCCAUCCAUCCAUCCAUCCAUGCUCCAUUUAGAGUAAAAGCUUGUGAUUUUAAGCACCUUUUUUGUGAAAAUGUGCAAAUCUAUGUGAGGAAACAGACGUGCCAUCGGUCUCACUCUUAAAAGUCGUUUCUCCGUGUGUUGUUCAAGUUCAUAUUUGGUGAUUUUUUAUGUAUUACUUUGUUUUCUGUCGAGUGUUGUAAUAUAUAAAUACUAUAUAACUUUUUUUUAUUCAAGAAGAUAAAAAUAAUAAUUAAAAAAAGACAGUAAUCCUCAUGGUCCGAGCUUUCCCCCCAAAUCAACAUGUUAAUGUUUGUCUUGUUGACUUCACUAUGAAACAAACUUAGUGCUAUGGUGUUUUGUUUUGUUUUCUUUCAUUUUGUUGUUUUAUUUUAUAUUUUGGUGGGGUUUACUGGGUCCAAGUUGUAAUGGAAUGUCUGGUAAUUGCUUUUGUACUGCGUGUCUUUAUCAAUAUGCUACAAUGGAAUUAAAUAUGAUAAAGUUUA